Molecule: messenger RNA, 5587 nt
Organism: Rhagoletis zephyria (snowberry fruit fly)
Lineage: Eukaryota; Metazoa; Arthropoda; Insecta; Diptera; Tephritidae
Gene: Remo
Product: Remoulade
Biological process (GO): cell surface receptor signaling pathway; G protein-coupled receptor signaling pathway
Cellular component (GO): plasma membrane
Molecular function (GO): G protein-coupled receptor activity; protein binding
Source: RefSeq, a predicted model, not a curated record
AAACAUAUUGCACAAACGCUCAUAAUUCUAUUUCACAUCAAAGCUACACUGUUUCCAUGUACAUGUGCAAAGAAGCAACACGGUGCCACUGCUAAGGGAGCGGUGCGAGAGAGACAACUGUCAGUUUAUCGAGCCUUGUAUUAUUGAAUCAUGCUGUAUAUACUGUGACUUUAUUUAAUUACGUUAACCAAAUGGUGUGAGGUAAAAAAUAGGACUCAGUCUCAAAGAGAAAACAGUUCAGAAACGAAAACAAAAAUAAGUUGUGUGUUUGAACAAUACAAAAAUAUGCGUUCUUCAUCAAAAGCGUGAAACUUGUACACAAGUUUUGGGUAAUGCCGCUGAGAAGACAAAUUGCUUCCUGCAAAAAUAAUGAUUUUUAAGGUGGUCUGUAUUUGGAUUAUACUUUGGCCGCUGCAAAGUUUUUUGGCAAAUGUAGUCACUAAUUGUCCAGACAUUUGUCAAUGCAAAACAACUUCCGAGAACAGUUCUUACAUCCGAGUAAAAUGCGGUGGGAUUAAAAAUAUGUCUGUAUCGGACUGGAAAGAAGUACAGCUUACUGAUAUUACAACACUCGUGGUAUCGCUUGAUUUAAGUAACAACGCAUUUCCAAUUCUUCAAAGUGAGGACUUUCAUAACUUAACUCAACUAAAGCGGUUGGAUUUGUCAUCAAAUAUGUUACGAAAAAUUGAUAAGGACACAUUUGCAGAUGCUUUACCUAAUCUGGAACGCUUGAAAUUGAGUAACAAUGCAUUACGGCACAUAUAUUCUGGAUCAUUUGAGCUUAUGUCGAAUUUAAAGCAUCUGGACAUAUCCAAUAAUCCCUUGGUAUGCAAUUGUGACUUAAUAUGGCUUUUAGCCUGGACCAACGACCGCUCAAUUAAAUUACAACCCUCUCCAAAAUGCGAGUCUCCAGUUUAUUUUAAAGGCACAUUCUUAAAAAAACUCAAGGUGGGCGUAGACUUGCAUUGUGAAUCUCCUCUACAAACGCUACUAGAGCUAACACCUUACAAAAAUCAGAUUGUUUUUGAAGGCGACGAACUUAUUUUUAAGUGUCGUGCCCCUCGUGUUGCCAUUGGAGUACCCCGAGAAUCCGAAGAUAUUCCAUCAACGCAAGCUCACAUAUUUUGGGGUUGGUCGCAAAAAAUUCGCGUACCAAAUUCCACUGAAGACAUCGUAUUCAACGAUCCUGAAAAAGAGUUUAAUGACAUUGAUAUCUCAACAAGGCACUUCUCAGAUUCGGGUAUACUUAAUUCUAUUCUCAAAAUUGGAAAAAUAAGUAAGAGCCACUCUGGGAUGUGGGACUGCACUCUGAAUUCACAACAGGCAAAUUUAUCUAAAUCGAUUGCAGUAAUGGUAAUAGCAAAAGAUACUCAAUACUGCCAGGCAACUGUAGUUCACACAAAUAAAGGGACAUAUUAUUGGCCUCAAGCAAUACGUGGAGAAAAUGUGAGCUUAGUUUGUGCCGAAAAUGAAAAUGAAAAGCUUAUAGCCACAUAUAAUUGCAAUCAACACGGAGAAUGGGAGAACUUAGAAACGGGCACUUGCCCAUUUGUGAGUGAAACUACUAGAAUACUUGAACAGUUUUCAAAAAUGAAUUUUACAUUAACUAAAAGUAGUUCUUACGAAAUAACUGAACGACUUCAUAAUUUCACACGUACGCAAUUAUAUUUAAAUAAUAUUAAGGAUCCGAUGGAUUUAGAGUUUAUUGUACGUACAUUAAGAAAAUAUGAUUAUUAUGCCACCAAUCAACAAGAUAUUUCAUACCUAAUACUUAGUAUAGUAUCACAACUCUUAUUGUUACCAAAAAGCCUAUUUGAGGAGGCACAAUUUCAGUAUGAAACCAGCCUUAAUAUGUUAAAUAUAAUGGAAAAAUCCUCAUCGAGUAUUCAAUCAUUCCCGUCUCCAUCUCAAGAAAUCUCAGUAGAGCCAUGGUCUAUUCCGAGGAAUAUAUUCGUGGACUUUUUCAAUAUUCACGUGGAUUCUUUUACAGGUAUAUCAUGUAUCUGGCUAAAUAAUGUUAAUAAUGUGGGAAGGCGUAAUUUUGAAUGCAACACUUCCAAUGAUACUUUUCCGAUUUUCGAAAGAUAUAUAGAUGCUGCUAUACAGAUACCAGUAAACGCACUAUUUGGUAAAUCUGAAAAAUCGAUUAGACUCAUGAUUGCAGUGUUUCGUAACGGAAAUCUCUUUGGUUACAACGGCAGAAAUAACAGUUUGCCUGAGGCAAGCAGAUUUAUUUUGACGUCUGUCGUGAUUGGUGCCAAAAUAGCAAAAGAUUCUAUUCAGACGCAGCCUUUAGUCGAUAUAAGUGAUAAAAUCUUCAUAAUAUUAAGAGCUCACCCUUAUCAUAACGAAAUAAGCUCACCGACUCCAGCGUGGUGGGAUAGUGAUAUAAAUGACUGGAACCCUCAAGAAUGUCGCAAAUUGUAUUUGCAUCGUGGCUUAUUGCUGUUUACAUGCAGACGCCUGGGCUACUAUGGUCUUCUUCAACGACGUGAGUACCUCAACGUCUACACAACCGAAGGUUCGGGAGCAACGUUCAGAUUUGCUCCCCUAAGCAUAUACUUGGGGAGUAUAAUAGUGUUUUGUUGUUCGUGGUUAAACAUUGCAACGUUCAUAGUUUUUCGUGAAGCGAUACGAAUGAAUCGGCAACAAAGACACUCGCUUGUGAACAUUUGGCUCUCUGUUUCGUCAUUGGCGGCAGUAUUUGCUAUUGGAAUUUAUGAAACGGAAUAUCCGCAUAUUUGCAGGAUAGUUGGAAUUCUUUUGCAUUACUUUUCUUUAUCUGUGUUACUAUGGCUGUGCGUUUGUCUAAGCAAUUUGUACAAAGGGCUGUCCAAAAAUCAUCGAGUAACCGCUGACCCCAACCUAUCCAGAGAAAACAAAGUAACGAAACCAAUACUUAGCAUAUAUUUAGUUGGUUGGGGAAUAGGAAUGAUAAUUUGCGGUAUAUCGAGUGCAGUAAAUAUCAAUGAAUACGCCUCGUAUUCAUUUUGUUUCCUACACAAUUCAUCGUCGUUCAAUGCGUUAUUUGUGCCAGCAAUAAUACUUCUAAUUUUCCUCGGAAUACUUAUGUUGUGUGUUUACUGCCACAUGAACCAUAGAGCGAUCAAUGUUCUGGCAAAUAAACAGUUUGCAGAUAAUACGAUCACUACAGAAAAUAUUGAUUUAGACUGGCUCGAUUUAAAGCAAAGCACAGGAGCAAGAGUAAAUCAUUAUUAUACUGGCAUCGAACAAUAUAGGAGCCUCACCCUUAGUAAUACUGCUAGCAGCAUAGUGGAUGACUUCGAAAGAUCGAAUAUAACACAUUUGCGGGCUCAUUUGUUAUUUUUGAUACUAUUCAUUAUCUCAUGGAUAUCAGCGGCACUGUUUGUGUAUCAGACAGCUGAAAAUUCGACGAGCCAUCGAAUGUACAGUGUAGUUUUUGCAAUAUCGUGUACUUUGCUGGGCUUUUUUUUGAUACUCUUUUACACUUUGUCCAGAAAUGAUACAAAAAGCGCAUGGAGCCGAAGGUUUUGCUUUGCUAAUGCCAUAUGCAAAGCUCACGAACAUAGUAAGUAUGAUACCAAUGUACCUUCAAACAUGCCUGCAAACAAAACUUCCGCUGUUUAUGAUGUAAGCGUAUCCGGGUCCAGGUCCAACAGCCAAUGUUCAAGGCAACGUAGUAGCAGCGUUCGAAGUAUGAAGAGCAAUUCGCAUAAGAAUGAACAACUUCUUCAGAGUAUUGAUUGCCCCUUACUGGGCACUGUCUCAUCGAACAUAAACCAACCACCCAUCAUCAACAAUCAUCACAUGACCGCAAACAGUCUUGCUACAGUACCCCUAACAUGCGAAAUACCCAGCGCUGAGGUUUUCUACAAUCCAAAUCAAAUAAUCGUUGCACGUAAGUUUUUUAAAAAGCAAAAGCGUUUGGCCAAGCGUAAUAAUUUCGAGCUGCAACGACAAGUAGAGCGCAUUGACUACAUGGAUAAUGUUAGUGACAUAUCGUCUUUAACUGGCAGUGAAAAUGGACACAUCUAUUCAAAACGACAUAAUGCCAUUACCCUCUUAAGAGGUGGUAGCAAAGUUAACAAUACAAAUAUAUACUAUAAACCAGGAGGGAAUUUGCACUCCGUUCCAAAGUCGCCGCAUUACACACCAAUCGAACAUUUUCGCGAUGGCAUCGCUUUGUCUAGAAUAAAUUCGGACAGCUCUACUCAAACUCGUACAAUUGCAACCGAUUUUGUUGCCAAUAUCUAUACUAAUAUACCUGAGACGAAGGAACCAAAGCAUGAAGUGAUUAAGGUUAGGAAUUCAAAUCGCUCUUGUAAACCAAGUCGUGUGGAAACUCUAAGCGAGCACGAAGAAAUUGAAGGUGAACAAAAUUUUUCAGAUGAACAGAACGUUCCGUUAUGUCAAAAUGCAUUAGCAGUAUCGACAGCAAUUAAGUCAAUUACUAAGGAGGAAUCAAAAUUAAAUCCACAAUCCCCAAUACCGCCACAGCCUCCGGAAUCUGUAGCGGUACCAACGAAAUUAGUGGAGACUGGAGAUGUAGAGGCAAUGAACAUUGUUGGUUUACCAAGUCUUGAAAGUAACACCAAAGGCCAAUCCAUAGUGGAAAAUAACUUUGAUUUAAAAAUGAAUGAUGUUUAUAUUUCGAAGCCACUUCAUAUUACAAAUAAUGUAAAGGUGGAUGAAUACGCUCCAUCUGGUUUUUUAAUUCGUUUCAACUUAAAACACUCCAAAUCACUCAACAAUCUUCAUGAUUCUGCCAAUUCCUCAAAUCGAUUUUUACAAAAUCAGUCAUCUAUUCUCAAUUUGGAAAGUUGUAGAGUUGGAUCUUGGAACGGAAGUUCCAUAAGUAUACCUUUUGCAGCGAGUAACAACCAAAGAUUUUCAAAUCAAAUAAAAAUUUCUGAAAAGUUUGAAUCUGCCAGUGAAAGUAAUGUAUUUAAAAUGCCACACACCAACGCUAUGCAUUCAAUUAGUCCAACGAAUGAAAGUGAUUUAAAUUAUCAGAAUUCAGAAAUUAGUAUACGAAGUCACGGAUUAUAUGAACCACAACCAGACAACGACCUAAACAUUACCCUAACUGAAGAGUUUCCAUAUCAGUCAUCGAACACCAGUGACGGGGAAGAUCCCUUAAAUGACUUUGAUGAUGAUAUUACGAAAACUGAAAAUUCAAUGGUGCAUUUAAUAAGUGAAAAUGAUCCAUCAAUUGAUGAACUAUAUGAAGCUAUAAAGCAUCACAAUACUCCUGUUAUUAAUCCAAGUCUGAAAACGAGCAAUGAGGAUCAUGUUGUAAUUCCGGUAGAUAUGUUAAUCACACCAUUUGCGGCGGCAGCAUCAGUGUCGACAAGUGUGGCGUCACCGUCUCAACGGAUGUCGACAUUUCCAUCUUCAAAUUUGUUGUCGAAGUCUUUUGCGGAAACAUCCAAUGACACGAUAGAGGACGACAGUAGUCAAAGUAGUAUUAUUUCAUAUAUUGAUCAAAAAAAUCUUAAAAGCUAGGACUGAAAAUAUCGUUGUUAAUAAGUAUAAAAUAUUGUUUAUAAGUGUAAAAUAUUUAGAAUACUCAUAGUUUCCUAAUAAAGUUAAGACCACAUUAAAA